This is a messenger RNA of Closterium sp. Yama58-4, 1623 nucleotides long. The record is from the annotation of a GenBank genome assembly. NCBI's taxonomy places the organism in Eukaryota, Viridiplantae, Streptophyta, Zygnematophyceae, Desmidiales, Closteriaceae.
AUGCUCUCCCGUCGUCUUCGCUCACUCUCCUUCUGCCGCCCUUGCGCACUCCUUCCCGUCGAGUUCGCGAACUCAACCUCCGCUGCCAACCCGCACUCACUCCCGUCGCGCCCGCUCACUCCCCAUCCGCCGCCCACACUCACUCCCUCUCGUCGCCCACGCUCACGCCCCAUCCGCCGCCCACGAUCACUCCCUCCCGUCGCGCCCGCUCACUCCCCUUCCGCCGCCCACACGCACUCCGUCCCGUCGUGUUCGUUCACUCCCCUUCCACCGCCCACCCCCCUCCCGUCGCCGCAGUCCCCUCCGUCGCACACGUCGCUUCCUCUCAAUCGCAAACCUGAACUCCCCUCCGUCGCCCACGUUCACUCUCCCCCGUCGCCCACGCUCACUCCGACGGGAAGCGCGCUCAUUCCCAUUCCGUCGCGUUCGGCCCCAUCCGUCGCCCACGCUCAUCUCCCUGCCGUCACACACGCACGCACUCACCCCUCGACCGAGAAGGCAUUCUCCGCUGCCGUCGCAUACGCGUUCAUCUCCCCGUCCCUCAUCUCCCCAUCCCUCAUCUCCCCAUCCCUCAUCUCCCCAUCCCCCAUCUCCCCUUCCCCAUCUCCUCAAUCUGCCCCACCCCAUUCCGCCCCACCCCUUUCUGCCAUGCCAUCUAACUUCUUAUCCCCUUUUCCUCGUUUCCACAUCCCUCCUUUCACCAUCCCAUCAUUCCCUCCUCUCCCUCUACCCCCUCCUCUCAUCCCUUUCUCUACUCCCUCUCCAUUCCCUGGGGGGAGCGGCAGGGGCAGCUUUCCCCCGUCGCACACGCGCACUCCCCUCCGACGCAUACGCUCUCUCCCCUCCCCGUCCAUCACUUCUCUGGUCUUCCUCUCCCUCUUCCCUCUCCUCUCAUCCCUUACCCUGCUCUCUCUCCUCUCUCUCCUCCCUUUCCACUCGCCCCGGGUCUCCCGCCGUGCUUCUCCCUCACCCCAUUCCGCCUCUCCCCAUUCCGCCCCACCCCAUUCCGCCCCACCCCAUACCGCCCCAUCCCAUACCGCCCCAUCCCAUUCCGCCCCAUCCCAUUCCGCCUCACCCGCCUCACCCCUUUCCGCUCCACCCCAUUCCGCUCCACCCCAUUCCUCUCCACCCCAUUCCUCUCCACCCCAUUCCUCUCCACCCCAUUCCUCUCCACCCCAUUCCUCUCCACCCCAUUCCUCUCCACCCCAUUCCUCUCCAUCCCAUUCCGCGCAAGCCCCCUUGUCGCGCACCCUACUUCCUUCCGUCUCCCCAUCCCUCCUCGCCCCAUCCCUCCUCGCCCCAUCCCUCCUCUCCCCAUCCCUCCUCUUACCGUCCGUCCUCUCCCCAUCCCUCCUCUCCCUAUCCGUCCUCUCCCCAUCCCUCCUCUUACCAUCCGUCCUCUCCCUAUCCCACCCCUCCCUAUCCGUCCUCUCCCUAUCCGUCCUCUCCCUAUCCGUCCUCUCCCUAUCCGUCCUCUCCCUAUCCGUCCUCUCCCCAUCUGAUCAUCACUCCCUCCCUUCUUGCUUCCGCCCGCCCGCGCUCACUCUCUUCCCAUUGCCCGCCCUCCUUCCCUUCUGUCAACCACGCUACGUCCCCUUCGUCGCUGAUGUGCACUCCCCUUGA